Spirometra erinaceieuropaei is the source of this 1209-nucleotide messenger RNA. The record is from the annotation of a GenBank genome assembly. Lineage: Eukaryota; Metazoa; Platyhelminthes; Cestoda; Diphyllobothriidea; Diphyllobothriidae.
AUGCUGGGUACCACGCCGUCUUCAGGCAGGCCAGAGCCGCAGACGUCUAAUCAUGAUCGAAACACUCAAAAUCGAAACAACAACAACAACAACAACAACAACAACAACAACAACAACAACAACAACAACAACCAUACUCAUUCUCCUCAUCCUACCUCUUCUACCUCUUCCUCUGCCUAUUCUUCUGCCUAUUCUUCUCCUUCGUCAUCUUCUUCUCCACCUCCUUCCCUUCGCCCCACUCGCUGUCCCCAGACUGGCAGGGUGUGCCCGCUCACUCUGGCAGCUUGGGAUGUUCGUUCCCUUUUAGAAAAUCCGAGGAGCAACCGACCGGAGCGGAGGACGGCGCUAGUGGCACGAGAACUGGCGCGCUACAAGGUGGACAUCGCCGCACUCAGCGAGACCCGAUUCUCCGAACAAGGCCAACUGGAGGAGGUGGGUGCCGGUUACACCUUCUUCUGGAGUGGUCGACCCACGCCAGAGCGACGAGACGCGGGCGUCGCCUUCGCCAUCCGGAACGACAUCGUGGGACGAUUGCCCAGUCUGCCGCAGGGAAUCAACGAUCGCCUGAUGAGCCUCCGUCUGCCUCUCCGGGGUGGAGGAAAAUUCGCCACCAUCAUCAGCCUCUACGCUCCGACGAUGACCAGUUCCGACGCCGUCAGAGACAAAUUCUACGAGGACCUGCAUGCCCUCUUGGCGACUGUGCCGAAGGCGGACAAGUUGAUUGUCCUUGGCGACUUCAACGCCCGCGUCGGCACAGACCAUACUGCCUGGAGAGGAGUGCUGGGUCCCCACGGUCUCCGCGGCUCAAAUGACAAUGGUCUGCUGUUGCUCCGCACCUGCGCAGAACACCGCCUCAUCCUGACGAACACGUUCUUCUGUCUGCCGGAGCGACAGAAGGCCACCUGGAGGCAUCAUCGGUCGCGUCAGUGGCACCUGCUGGACUAUGUCCUCGUCCGGAGUCGAGAUCAGCGGGACGUGCUGGUGACGACGGCGAUCGCGGUAGCUGACGGGUGGACCGACCAUCGCCUCGUCAUAUCGAAGAUGCAUAUUCGCCUACAGCCUCGCAGGAGACCACAAGGUAAGCGACCCCCAGGUAAGCUGAAUGCUGCCAUGUUGUCUUUGCCCGCUCACCAUCUUUAUCUCAGCAAUGAGCUAGCUCAAAGGCUAGACAACCUUCCUAUCGCUGCCGACGCCGCCGCUGCCAAGUAA